AUUCCAUUAUACUUCGUCCGUAUCCUGUUGCACCUGUACGGUAUGGAAGACAACUGCAUCUUGAAUGUGAAACCAACAACGACUGGAUAUCUUUGUCUUGGCGAAAAAAUGUCCAAACCUAUGAAUUCGUCUUCAAUCAAAACAACUGCAACACGAUAACAAAUGGGGAUUUUCUGAAAGCCACAUGUGAAAAACGGGAGAAUAUCACCUUUUCAUCUUUAAUUGAUGUUAAUCCUAAAAGGAAUGAUACAUGGGAAUGUCUGGCUGUGUUUUCUGGGAAUGAGAUUCGACAAAAUCGUACCAAAGUCGAUAUUAUUGGUCCAUACGUAGAGUUGUCUAAUCAGACAGAUGUGCUGUACGGAGACCCUGCUGAACUUAACUGUACAAUGGACCCCAAAUGGAGCAGAUGUACAUGGAAAAAGUCAGAUAAUGACCAAGAAAUACUUUCAGUCACAUCAUGUACAAAUAAAACUACUUCGAAUUAUUAUCUUUUAUGCACAGGCAAUAAUAUUAUUUUGCACGUUAAAUUCCCAGUCCAUCUUUCCUCUUAUGAGUGUAUAGGAUUUUACUAUACCGACAAUGGUUUGAUUUCACCGAAAGAAGAGACUACAGUUGUCAUAUAUGCAGAGCCCCCUUCUCUUCAAAUAUCAUCUAAACCAUUGAACCCAAUAGAACAUUAUGAUUUUGAGCUUCAGUGUAUCGCAACAGGCCGACCAAUGCCGACUACUUCUUGGAUCAUAACUUCAGACUCAGAAAUAGAACAAGGUUCAGGGAAAAGUAAAAUUCAGUUUCAUAACUUGAAAAGAACGGACAGUAUAGAGAUAACAUGUAGAGCAACAUCUUCUUACUUGAACAAGACAAUGAAAGCAGAGAUCAAAUACAACAUGACAGUGUUGUACCCACCAGAAGCAAGAAUCAUAGGAAAGAUGGUUAAUCAAAGUGACAAUAUUCAAUUAAAAUGCCUUGUAGAGAUUGGGCAACCUGCAAAGUAUAACGUGACAGGAUGGGAACACCGAGUAGAAGGAAUAUUAAUUAGAACAAUAAACAUUACUGAUAAUCAUUUGAAUUUCACUAAAAUUUCAAUAUUUGAUACGGGACAGUAUUCUUGUUUUGUGUCAAAUGGCAUAACGGAUGGAGACGGUGACAUUCUAAUUAAAGGAACUGGAAAUCUGUCUGUGCAUGGUUCACCGUACAUCGUAGCAGGAUUGAAAUUAUAUGAAUUAAGAAUUAGUGAGGAUGUAAAAAUAGAAGUAACAGUCCUCAGCUUUCCGCCGCUGGAACACGCGAGGUUAUCCAAAAGGGGAUCAACAGCAAGAAUUGACAUGAAUUUACACAGUUAUAUGUCCUAUAUCAGCUUCCAUGGUGUCGAUGUUUCAUUACCAGUGCAAAAUGCGACUUAUUCAUUCAGUGUCACGACAGAAAAAAUAGGGCAAUACACAAUAGAACUGGAAAACGGAUAUUUUACAGAAAACUUCUACUUUGAGAUUAAGAGUGAUGGUUCAAAUUCACCAGGUAGCCAAUACGAACAACCAUUCAAAGAAUCGAAAAGGGAAAAGCGAUAUGUAACGUUAGACAAACAACGUUUGCACGAUGACGGAAGAUACCUCACUCCAGUGAAGACAGAUAUUGAAAGAAGUAACACAGACUCAAGAAAGAAUAAGAACACUGGUCAAAGUAGUUGUACCAAAAAGAGUGAACAGCAGACGGAAGCAAGCAGCGGUUAUGUAGAAUUGACUCAUCACUAUGAGGAAAUUGGAACGGAAAAUACUGAGAAUGGCAAUCGUUAUGAAACAAUAAAAGAUCCAUCAAAUAAAAUACAGAGAAAACAGACAGAUUUAGUAGAAAGCAAUGAUGGAAAUGCUGAUCUUAAAACCAAAGAAAAUAUUUCAAGAAAACCUGACCUGCCACCAAGAGGCGACAAAAAUAAGGUCUCGGAAGAAGAAACAUUUUCCAAUACUGACUCGAACGUACCUAAUAUCUCAUCAGAUGCUGACCAUGACAGAAAAGAAAAUCCAGAUAAUAAAAACUCAUCAGAUUUUAAUGCUACGAGUCUAGAUAAUCAAAAGGAGAGGACAAAAAGACCAGAACAUGAAGUUUCUACUGCUUUAGAAAAUCCAGAUAAUGAAAAAUCGUCAGAUUUUUAUACUUCAAGUUUAGAUACAAGUAAUUCAAAAGAGAAGACAAAAGGAGCAAAACAUGAACUUUCAACUGUUUUAGAAAAUCCAGAAAAUGAAAAAUCGUCAGAUUUUUAUUCUUCGAGUCUAGAUAAUCGGAAGGAGAAGACAAAAAGACAGAAACAUAAAGUUUUUACUAUUCCAGGUAGUGUACAAUUCAUGGGAAACUCCAUGAUGCCUUCGGCUUUUAAAUGA
Saccostrea cuccullata (small rock oyster) is the source of this 2369-nucleotide messenger RNA. RefSeq lists its product as uncharacterized. The record is from RefSeq and is a predicted model, not a curated record. Bases 387 to 2369 code for a protein of 660 amino acids. Lineage: Eukaryota; Metazoa; Mollusca; Bivalvia; Ostreida; Ostreidae. The transcript is spliced from 17 exons.